Penicillium samsonianum is the source of this 765-nucleotide messenger RNA. RefSeq names its product fungal specific transcription factor domain-containing protein. NCBI's taxonomy places the organism in Eukaryota, Fungi, Ascomycota, Eurotiomycetes, Eurotiales, Aspergillaceae. The transcript has a single exon. Gene Ontology annotation, molecular function: RNA polymerase II cis-regulatory region sequence-specific DNA binding; zinc ion binding; DNA-binding transcription factor activity, RNA polymerase II-specific. Gene Ontology annotation, biological process: DNA-templated transcription; regulation of transcription by RNA polymerase II. The record is from RefSeq and is a predicted model, not a curated record. Bases 1 to 765 code for a protein of 254 amino acids. Gene Ontology annotation, cellular component: chromatin.
AUGCCCCACGCACUUAUCAGCUGGCGUCUCGAUCAGCGCAACGGCCUGGUGAUUUCGAAUCUGGCAAAGGCUUCCCCUGGCUAUACUGGCCCUUCGAAUGUGCGAGGUCAUCCGCAGAGCUCCCCUACUCGCAAUGAACACCAAGGUGCUUAUUGUGGCUCAUCCAGGAAAACUCCGAUCUUGCGUUUGCUCCAGGGACUUAUAGUGUUGAUGACUUUGGCAUCAUGGGGCCAUCGCGCUGCGGCGGGGGACUCACUCGCGAUGUCCGGCCAAGUUGCUAUGUUAGUCCGUGAAAUUGGUAUCGCUACGCCUGACGAACGCCAUGAGACAUCUUCUUGGGAAGAAUGGGUGAAGCAAGAGGAGCGCCGUCGAACGCUAUGGGUGGCAUAUGCUCAGUUCAACUUGCAAUGUAUAGCCUAUAAUGUCCUGCUGAUGAUAUUGAACCAGGAAGUACUUUUGACCUUGCCAGCUUGCGGCGAAGAAUGGAACGCACCUAACCCCCAAAAGUGGAGGCAGAUGCGAAGUCUUCAUACGCCCGAUUCCAGAAAUUUCCAGCAAGCGUUGGGACAACUUCUCCAGGGCCAUCAAAUCCACGAACCAGAGGCAGUUUCUGCCUUCGCGAAUUAUGUACUCAUCCACGGCUUAUUCCAAGAGAUAUUCUUCGCUCGCAGCACAACUUCUCUGGUAGAACAAUCUACCGGGUCUCUUCCAAUGAGCUUUAUGCAGGCAAUGGAAUCGGCAUUGCGAGCGUGGCAGAAUUCCUGA